AUGGCCUUCCCACCCAACGACGACGAAAUCAGCACAUGGCAAACCAAGCUGAAAGCCCUGCGUCUCAAGUGCGAGAUGUGUCUGAAGGACGAAAUCACUGCAGGCUGUCAUAACCCGCACGCAUGGAAGUCUGAAGAGGACAAUGGAAAUGACCCUAUCUACACUGAUGGCGUCCUCAUGUUGGAUUCCAUCAAGCGAUGGAAGGUUGACGGCUCUCCUGACGACAUGAAGAAGCACUUUUCCCCAACCACCGGGACCACGUGGAGACCGAAGAACGUGCGCCUAUGCGACGCUGGGGUAAUCUACGCCCUACUGACACUAUCCACGAGCUACAGAGCCAAGCAUCUUGCUUAUGACUUUGACGCCAGAGGUGAAGUACGAACCUCUCAUGUGCCCCGUGCACCAAGCGUGGUUGUUACCCAAAACAACAUACGAUUCCUGCUUGCAUGGAGAGGCGUCUACGUCUUGACUGGUGGCUACAACGACGCAGGAUGGUUGUUAGCCUCGGACUACGACAUAGAUGCUCCUCAUCUCGUGGCCGGUCUGGUCGUAGCGCCUCCACACCUGAAAACAAACGAUAACCUCAACACAGACAUGGCUGAAUAUGACCCUCCUCAAAUGAUGGCGUCGGCUAAAGUCAAGGACAUCUGGGAGUUUGGCCACAAAACUUUCAAUAUCCGCCUAUGCGGCACUCGCCAGUGGGAAAACAAAUGCCUCAUAUUGUCCAAUCGCAAAACCGGUUACCAGACAAUCCACAAACUGGAAGGAAUUCAUCGCUUGAUUAGCCCGUCCGCCUGGGGUCGCAGCCCCAAUGCCGCCGAUUUCGAAUCCUUUUGCAUGCCCACGCAGUACCCGGCCCGUACAGACGACAACUGGGAUCCUGUGGAGCAGAGCAAAACCACAAAGUCCCUGGGCUGGAAUUUCUAG
Molecule: messenger RNA, 927 nt
Organism: Penicillium concentricum
Lineage: Eukaryota; Fungi; Ascomycota; Eurotiomycetes; Eurotiales; Aspergillaceae
Exons: 1
Coding region: 1-927 (308 amino acids)
Source: RefSeq, a predicted model, not a curated record